This is a messenger RNA of Seriola aureovittata, 2408 nucleotides long. RefSeq names its product polycystic kidney disease protein 1-like 2. Gene Ontology annotation, biological process: detection of mechanical stimulus. The record is from RefSeq and is a predicted model, not a curated record. The coding region runs from base 415 to 2241 and encodes 608 amino acids. The transcript has 13 exons. Gene Ontology annotation, molecular function: calcium channel activity. Gene Ontology annotation, cellular component: membrane. Lineage: Eukaryota; Metazoa; Chordata; Actinopteri; Carangiformes; Carangidae.
AUUCAUGUAAGAUGUUUCAUCAAGAUGUAAAAUAUGACUACAGUGAAUAUUUAGGGGGAUUUUUUUUAUUUUUAUGAAAUUAUGAUUAUAAAAUAUUCAUGAUAAGUAUAUAUUGUACUAUACUAUAAAUGUAUCAUGUUGACAAGCAAAUAAAAAGGUGAAACUUGGCCCUGGUCACUUGCAGAUGAAAGGUUCAUCUUGUGUGACCUUUGAUGACGCCAAGUGCCUCCUUCACUUUGCAUCUUGUUUGAGUGUCUGCAGUGAUUUUCCUAAUGUAUUGAGAACAUAUGCAGGGUUUUUCUGGAGAAAGCUCUCUAAUUUCCAUGUGACUGACGGAAAUGAUUUUACUCUUUUGCUGUUGCAGCCUCUGCUCCUACAGCACUAUGUGCUUUAGCUCUGUACAUUAUAAUAACUAUGGAUUUGUUACUCCGAACUUCUGUGUUUUUUUGGAUUUCAGCUGGAUUUCUACCUUUACCUGAAAUGUCUGAGGCUUGUCCCGGCAAUGAUUUCCCUGCCUUGUGUGAUCUUGUUUUCAGGAAUGUCUGUUUUGAGUUUGUUGAGGAAUCAAAAAGCUGGUUCCAAGCCAGGAGCAGCUGUGAAAAGCGAGGAGGGGACCUCCUGGAGGUGAUGAACAGCCCGACCAAAGGUUUCCUGAACAACAUCACCAGAGAGAGAAACAACUUCACAUGGUGGCUGGGGGAGGGGGUCCAGGGGGAAUCUGCCAUGAAAAACGGUGACGUUUCAGAAUCCAACUGCACAUACAUGAAGCUGACUCCCCUUGAGCUCUUUGUUACAUCGGACUGCAACCAGAGACGAGGCUUCCUCUGCAUCUACUAUUUGCAGUCUUCAACAAAUACAAAGAAUACAAUAGGGCCAAGUCAUGCAAGCAGAUCUCGACUCAAAAGGAGUGUAGAUGCCAUGCGUUUAUCCACCGCUAACAUUACCCUACUCCUCGAGGAAGCAGAUAAAGAACUACUGCGAAUGGAAAUGACACCAGGGGAGCCAACAAAUGACAACAGGGACAAAUUCAUUGAGUAUUUGUUCAAAGGUACUAAACAACUGACUAAACCAUUUGCUAAGAAAGACGAUCACAUUGUGAGUCACAUCAUCCACUGUAGCACUGCUAUCCUCCUGCUCUCAAUGAAAAAAUGUGACAUCAAGACUAACCCGAACCAUAAAUCUUUGUUUGAGGAGGUCUUUAAGAUCUUUCGCACAAUCGCUAUGCUGCUGGGUUCAGGUACAGAAGAUUUAAUCAUCAAACACCAAACAGGCAACAUCUACCAGAGCAGUCGCAAACCUGCUGACCUUGACAAUGCAGUGCUGGGUUCAGAGAAAGAUGGUGAGUUCAUCAAACUCCCUUCAUUUUCAGCACUUCAGGGUCAGCUUGGAGAUGCAAGCACAAUCAUCGCUCAGAUGACUACAUUCUCAAGGAAUCCCCAUCCCUCUAGUAACAUCUCAGGAACUGUUUGCAGCCUUUUACUAAACAAUGGACUCUCAGACAUCAAGCUGACCAACCUGACAGAGAUGAUAGAGAUCUUUCUGCCUCGUCCAAACGCUUCAGCGCUGAUUAAUCAUACUGUUGCAUUGGAGAAAGACACAAAAGCAGUGAACAUGAUCAACAUCUCAGACCCCGAUAUGACCAUCAUCUUCAGUGCGGUUCCCAAUGUCAAUGUGUCACUGAUUCUUACCUUGUCUCAUGGGUCACCUCCUUCCCCUACAUUCUCUAACGCCACAGCCAUCUUGAGCCCAACAGGAGACUAUCGCUGGAUGAUAACCCCAGAGAUGUUAGCGCAGACUCCUGGUAUCUGGUAUGUUGACACCAGACUCUAUAAUUCCACAUGGGAGCCAGGCCUGACUCUGAGUAUCAAUUCUUUUGUGAGCAAGUGCCUUUACUGGGACAUAGAGAGGGAGCUAUGGAGCAUAGAUGGCUGCCAGGUGGGAGAGAAAAGCACUCCGGAGCGUACACAGUGUCUGUGUGACCACCUCACUCUGUUUGGGAGCUCCUUCUUUGUGAUGCCGAACUACGUGGACAUAUCGCGUACAGGAGAGCUGUUUUCCACUGUGUCUCAGAACUAUGUGGUACUGGCACUGCUGUGCGCUUUCUUCGGCCUCUACCUGAUCACUCUGAUAUGGGCCUGCUAUGCUGACCGCAGGUCACGCUCUAAGGUCAGUCAUAAAACUGGUCUUUUUGUCUGUGUUUUUCAUAUUAAGUGCGUCGUGUCAAGUCAGAAUGCAGUGUAACUAUGUAGGAACAAUUCAGCUACCAGAAACUCAUCAGGUCACAUAAGAAAAACUUAUACUCUGUUCUUGAUUAUGAACUAUUUAUAAGCAUAAUAAUCUCCUACCAUCAAGCCAUAAUGUCCUAUAAUGUCUUUUUUUGAAUGGUAAAUAUUUUGUUUGGAAACUAA